AUGCUUUCCUUCCAAGGGUUAGCGGAGUUGGCUCACCGUGAGUAUCAGGCAGGAGACUUUGAAGCAGCAGAGAGACACUGCAUGCAGCUUUGGAGACAAGAGCCUGAUAAUACUGGUGUGCUUUUAUUACUAUCAUCCAUUCACUUCCAGUGUCGCAGAUUGGACAGGUCUGCUCACUUCAGCACUUUGGCUAUUAAACAGAAUCCACUGUUGGCCGAAGCCUACUCAAAUCUAGGCAAUGUGUACAAGGAACGUGGACAGCUACAAGAAGCAAUUGAACAUUAUAGACAUGCACUACGCCUCAAACCAGAUUUCAUUGAUGGAUAUAUUAAUUUGGCUGCUGCACUGGUAGCUGCAGGUGAUAUGGAAGGAGCAGUACAGGCAUAUGUGUCUGCCCUUCAGUACAACCCUGACUUGUACUGUGUUCGUAGUGACCUGGGGAACCUGCUCAAAGCCCUGGGUCGCUUGGAAGAAGCCAAGGCCUGUUACUUAAAAGCAAUUGAGACUCAACCAAACUUUGCAGUGGCUUGGAGUAAUCUUGGCUGUGUUUUCAAUGCCCAAGGAGAAAUUUGGCUUGCAAUUCAUCACUUUGAAAAGGCUGUAACACUUGACCCAAAUUUUUUGGAUGCUUACAUCAAUCUGGGAAAUGUCCUGAAGGAGGCAAGGAUAUUUGACAGAGCUGUAGCAGCUUAUCUACGAGCCUUGAGUUUGAGUCCAAAUCAUGCAGUUGUACAUGGCAACCUUGCCUGUGUGUAUUAUGAGCAAGGACUAAUAGACCUAGCAAUAGACACCUACAGGAGGGCUAUUGAACUACAACCCCACUUCCCCGACGCCUAUUGUAACUUGGCCAACGCCUUAAAGGAGAAAGGCAGUGUGGUAGAAGCAGAAGAAUGCUACAAUACAGCUCUUCGACUUUGUCCCACUCAUGCAGAUUCUCUCAACAAUCUAGCAAACAUCAAACGGGAACAGGGGAAUAUUGAGGAAGCUGUCCGUCUUUAUCGGAAAGCUCUUGAGGUGUUUCCAGAGUUUGCUGCUGCGCAUUCAAAUUUAGCAAGUGUUCUGCAACAGCAAGGAAAGUUACAGGAAGCUCUAAUGCAUUACAAAGAGGCUAUUAGAAUCAGCCCCACAUUUGCAGAUGCUUAUUCUAAUAUGGGAAAUACUUUGAAGGAGAUGCAGGAUGUUCAAGGAGCUUUACAGUGCUACACCCGUGCCAUUCAGAUAAACCCAGCUUUUGCUGAUGCCCACAGCAACCUGGCCUCUAUUCACAAGGAUUCAGGGAAUAUACCAGAAGCUAUUGCGUCUUACCGCACUGCUCUGAAACUGAAACCUGAUUUCCCAGAUGCUUACUGCAACUUGGCCCACUGUUUGCAGAUUGUCUGUGACUGGACAGACUACGAUGAAAGAAUGAAGAAGCUGGUUAGCAUUGUAGCUGACCAACUGGAGAAAAACAGACUGCCUUCUGUCCACCCACAUCAUAGCAUGCUGUAUCCCCUUUCUCACAGUUUUAGGAAGGCUAUUGCUGAGAGACAUGGAAAUCUGUGUUUGGACAAGAUUAAUGUUCUUCACAAGCCACCAUAUGAGCAUCCCAAGGAUUUGAAGGCCAGUGAAGGUCGACUUCGUAUUGGCUAUGUGAGCUCUGAUUUUGGAAACCACCCAACCUCACACCUAAUGCAGUCAAUCCCAGGCAUGCAUAACCCAGACAAAUUUGAGGUUUUCUGUUACGCCCUGAGUCCUGAUGAUGGUACAAACUUCCGUGUAAAAGUGAUGGCUGAAGCAAAUCAUUUCAUUGACUUAUCUCAGAUACCAUGUAAUGGAAAAGCAGCAGACCGCAUCCAUCAGGAUGGGAUACACAUUCUCAUUAAUAUGAAUGGUUAUACCAAAGGAGCCCGAAAUGAAUUGUUUGCCCUGAGACCAGCACCUAUUCAGGCGAUGUGGCUAGGGUAUCCUGGAACCAGUGGGGCAUUGUUCAUGGAUUAUAUCAUCACAGAUAAAGAAACUUCCCCAGUUGAGGUGGCUGAGCAGUAUUCGGAGAAAUUAGCUUACAUGCCAAACACUUUCUUUAUUGGAGACCACGCCAACAUGUUCCCCCAUCUGAAGAAAAAAGCAGUCAUUGAUUUCAAGUCCAAUGGUCAUAUUUAUGAUAACAGAAUUGUUUUGAAUGGCAUUGACUUGAAGGCUUUCCUUGACAGCCUCCCUGAUGUCAAGAUUGUUAAGAUGAAGUGUCCUGACAGUUGUGACAAUGCAGAUGGCAAUGCCGCUCUCAGUAUGCCAGUCAUUCCUAUGAACACAAUUGCAGAAGCUGUGAUUGAGAUGAUUAAUCGUGGGCAAAUUCAGAUAACUAUCAAUGGAUUCAACAUCAGUAAUGGAUUAGCAACUACUCAG
Messenger RNA from Pelecanus crispus (Dalmatian pelican), 2382 nucleotides. NCBI's taxonomy places the organism in Eukaryota, Metazoa, Chordata, Aves, Pelecaniformes, Pelecanidae. The record is from RefSeq and is a predicted model, not a curated record.